AUGUCUACAUUUGAGCGCCCUGUUUUAAGUGUCGUUUCUGCUAAUGCUCUGAACAAAAAACACAACUCAGACUUGGGUAACAUCAAACCAACUUUACCAAACCUAAGAUCCAUCAUUUCAUCUAAAUCAUUCUCCAAUUCAAACUAUAGUACCACACUUUCAUCUAUCAAAAAACCAACACCAUCAUCCAAAUACACUAAAAAUGCUGAAAAAUUGAAAUAUAGACUUCAAUUGGCUUAUUAUAAGCUACGCACUGAUCAGGUUUCAGUCCCAAUUGGUGAAAUCAUCAAGAAACAAGAAGCCAAAUUACAAAAACAACAUCAUCAACCUAAAAAACCAAUUGUUACACCUUCUUUAACUCGUCAUAUCAGUUUAUUGGCUGCUUCCACUCCAUUACAAUCCAAUCCAAUCACCAACCAGAAGAAAAAAGUUUCAUUCAAACCAAUCGAAUUACCUCCAACUUCAAAAUUCUCAACAAAUCCAACAAAGACAUCAUCUGCUGCAUUAUCAAGAAUAUCUGAAUAUCAAAGACCUGGUAAUUUAAGAUCAUUAUCUUUACCACAAUUGGGUAAAUCAGAUUCUGCUCAUCAACAUCGUUCUUUGAAAAUUGAAGAUUUGGUCAACAACACAACCCAAGCUCGUGUUGAUGUUACCCCAGUUAAAGGUCGUGCUGAUGAAAACGGUGACUUGAUCAUGUCAAGUCCAACUAAAAAACUUCAUUCUUCAACUCCUGGAUCUUAUGGUGCUGCUAAAUCUUUGUUACAAUUAUCAUUGAUCAGCUCCAACUAA
Hansenula anomala is the source of this 789-nucleotide messenger RNA. RefSeq names its product Whi5 domain-containing protein. The record is from RefSeq and is a predicted model, not a curated record. NCBI's taxonomy places the organism in Eukaryota, Fungi, Ascomycota, Saccharomycetes, Phaffomycetales, Wickerhamomycetaceae. The coding region runs from base 1 to 789 and encodes 262 amino acids. The transcript has a single exon.